Molecule: messenger RNA, 393 nt
Organism: Phytophthora sojae
Lineage: Eukaryota; Oomycota; Peronosporomycetes; Peronosporales; Peronosporaceae
Exons: 1
Source: RefSeq, a predicted model, not a curated record
CGCUGGCAGCAAUGCAUGCUCCACGCAUUUGGCUUGCUCUUCGUUUGCUGUGAUGAACCCUCGGAGUACCUGUUCCCGUUGGUGCCGCGGUAUGCUGAGUCCGAUCUCCCUGGAGGACAGACCUACACGCAAGAAGAAGCGGUCUUGUAUUGGGAAAGCCUGGAGCAUACGACAGAAACUACAACCCAACCACCGCUAAAACGUGAACGAAAGAGACCCAACGUCGCAAGCUAUAUCACAGAGGUUAUUCGAGAUGCUUUAAAGGAAAUGCAGCCUACCACCUUGCAAGUAAUCACGCCCAACAUGACAAGCCACUCUUUGCGGCGUGGCGCUGCGGCGUAUGCCAAUGCAUCGCCGAAGCUUGCAAUACAGUGGAUCUCCACGCGUGGUGCG